Messenger RNA from Ixodes scapularis (black-legged tick), 547 nucleotides. RefSeq lists its product as uncharacterized. The annotation marks the transcript as partial. The transcript has 6 exons. The record is from RefSeq and is a predicted model, not a curated record. Lineage: Eukaryota; Metazoa; Arthropoda; Arachnida; Ixodida; Ixodidae.
GCGAGCAAAACACAGCGUGCGCAGACAAGGGCAAGAGAAAAAAGCGAACUGUAUCGUGUCCGUUUGUUUUACCCGUUAUUUGCAUGCUCAGAGGUCCAACAGACGCUGCGAAAUAAACCUCAGACAGCAGCCGGCUUUUCCCAUGCCCUCCGGUUGCUACUACUGUAGCUACUGCUGUGUCGCAUCGUGUAAAAACAACGGUAAAACGCACAAGAAACCCGGUACAAAGUUUUUCCGAAUCGCACGUGACGCAAGGUCAAAAUCUUGGCUCGACUAUGCCAAGAGGUAUGAUCUUCUUGGAAAGUCUGCUUCGCAACACUAUGCCACCUAUCGCGUCUGCAGUGAUCACUUCACUGCAAAAGAUUUUAUGGACCCAGGGCAAACAACCCUAGUGCGAUCAGAUGUGCCUACUGUUCGUCCUCCCAUAAACUGGGCAUCUGCAAUAGGUCCCACUCAGGCAACCAGCUCAUAUGGCCCUUCACUCCAGUGCAGCUCCGUCGCAGCGAGCCGUUCUGUGCUAGACCAGGCAGAGCCCGACAGACUGCAG